Messenger RNA from Haplochromis burtoni (Burton's mouthbrooder), 4112 nucleotides. RefSeq names its product transmembrane protein 170A (gene tmem170a). Gene Ontology annotation, cellular component: endoplasmic reticulum membrane. Lineage: Eukaryota; Metazoa; Chordata; Actinopteri; Cichliformes; Cichlidae. The record is from RefSeq and is a predicted model, not a curated record. The transcript has 3 exons. Bases 147 to 563 code for a protein of 138 amino acids. Gene Ontology annotation, biological process: endoplasmic reticulum tubular network organization.
AUAUACGUCAAAACAGCAGCUUGGUUAGCUCUUGCUAGCUAACCUGACGCUAGUUAGUGGUGCGUCAGGUUCACCAACCAACUUUAAUGGUUUUUCGCGUCUGUAGGCCAUCUUUGCUGUAUGCAGUGUCUAUUUUGUUAUGAGACAUGCAGGAUAGGUACAACGAAAUAGGCUUUGUCCAGCAAAUACUCGGUUUGAAUUUGGUGCCGAGAAAAAAUAGUACAAACCGAGGCAAUGACACAUCUCUCAGCGACUUCUCAGAGAUGUGGUAUGGCGUGUUUCUGUGGGCAGCGGUCUCCUCUCUUGUGUUCCACCUGCCUGCAGCUUUACUGUCCCUAGCCUCACUGCGCCAGCACAAAUUUGCCCGGUUCAUGCCCAUUGCGAUCCUCCUCAUGGGCAUUGUGGGACCAGUGUUUGGGGGAGUCCUAACUAGUGCAGCCAUAGCAGGUGUGUACAAGGCAGCAGGGAAGACGAUGAUAUCUUUGGAGGCGCUGGUGUUUGGUGUCGGGCAGUCGUUUUGUGUUCUCCUCAUCUCCUUCCUCAGGAUACUUGCCACCCUUUAGCAGUGCUAAGUUUGAUGUGGACUUUCUGGUGAAUACUGGCAAGAACAGUCCAGUCUGGGUUGUGAUGUCAUUUUCUAUGAUGCCCCAGGGUGGAUUUUUUUUUUUCUCAACUAUCAAGAGAAAGGCAAUGUGUAAAUUGAUGGAGUGUACGCUAUACAGCACUGAAUGCUCUAGGUGUUAAAUCAUUUGUAUGAUAUUGACUGUAGGACAGCAUGUUGCUACAUUCACAUCCAGGCCUCCCCAUACUACAUCCAAUGAAAGUUACUUAGCAUUGUCCCAAGUUUUUUCUAAAGUCAGGUGUCGAGCUGAAAUUCUCAGUUUAGGAGUCUGCGCUUUCAAACGUAAUGUGAAAGCAGCAAUAUGCUGUUCUCUCGAGUUAGCAGAGCUUACAGUUCAGCAGCAGGAUGACACUAACCUCUCUCAGGGGCUGUGUGAGAGCGUGUGUACGUUUGUGCGCACACGUGUGUGUGUGUGUGUGUGAGAGAGAGAGCGUGCGUGCAUGUGCGCAUGCAUGCACAUUUCUCUGCCAGAGUGACUGCAUAGAGAUAGAACAGCAGACGGGCUGUUGUACUGUUAAAAUGGGGGGAUAAUGGUUAUAUGCAAGGUUAAUGCUUUUUCUCUUGAGGCCUUAAUUUCUAUUUUCUACUUUCCAAAGUGGUGUUUAUCUUCAGGGCUAUCUUUCCUUAAUUCUUUGUCCUGCUGCUCCUUGGGUUCUCUCUGGUGUUUUUGGUUGACAUUUUUUUGACUGCCUGUGUGUUAAUAAUAAUAAUUCCAGGUUGGUUAGAAGCACCUAUAUGUCUCCCUCUACUCCUCUCAGCUUAUGUCUUUCACACAGGGAUACAGUGGAGAUGCUGUUAUAAAGCUGAUUGUUAAGUUCAUAGCCCUGAAAAUGCAGCCUGUGUCUUCAGAGCUUCUGUUCACCUUGAUUGUUCUGUCUUUAGGCUUGAUGAAGGAGGGCGACGAUGAUCAGAUUGCUAAAUCAACAGAAAGUGAUAUAAGUUUUUAAUCUUUUAGCUCUUUGAAUGAUAGUGUGUUUUUAAGGGUUAUUUUGUAACAAUGAACUGAUUUGUAUAUAUUCAAAAUUGUUUCCAGGUCUUUGUACAUUUUCAGUCUUUAUGAUUAAAUAUAAAUAAUUUUCUGCACUAAAUGUGCAUGUAUAAGUUUCCACAUUGUGACAGCUUUUUGGUUGAUUUUGGUAUCUGAGAGGUGCAUUUACAGUAAACUCUACAAGUAAAACACAAGUCAUUAUGUUUACUGUGUGUAUAUAUAAGUAACUAUGUCACAAGUAAUUAAGAUGGAAGAAAUGUAUUUGUUUUUACAGGAAUGAGGUGUGAUAUGGUCAGAAGCUUCUUCAACCUCUGUACACUAUAUAGGGCUCUAGGGGCUCAGACCAGUAAAUGAGCUGUGGACCCUACAGGUCCAUCUAAUUGGUCCUAAUAUAACAUUAAUUGCAUAAAGCAAAAAAAAGUUGAAGACUGACUCACAAUCCUGUACAAAAAGAAAAAAAAAGAUUCAAAGGUCUCCUCAAGCAGGCAGGAAAAGGUCAAGAAAGCCACUAAGAUGUCUAAGCCAUUUCCAAAGGAUGACUCUCUCUUAAUUUACUUUCUGUUUAUCUAUAGUUUUGAGUGGAGUCGACACAAGGUUUAACUAUUAUUGACAUUUAGCAUAUCUGCACCUUGCUAUAGACUGUAUAUGAUGUUAUAAGUUUUCAAAAUGAAGCCAAGCCAUGAAAGUGCCUUAAAGAUGCUCUUCUUAAAUUGUUAGCAGGAGCCUUUUCCACUGGUUCCAAGAAAUCUGGUUCUGUCCACUCUGAGAAAAUGCACGAGUUCCGUCAGGUUCUCAGUCACAUCCACCUCGUGCUUAUCACAUCCCAGUUACAAAAACCAAGGGUGACUGCUGAAUGCCUGACUCCAGUCAUAAUAUUUAUACUCACACGUUCAAGGUUUUUAGCUUGUACAGGUAAAACAGUGCAAUAAAUGUAUUACUGGGCAUAACUCCAAUCUUAUAACGCAUUUUACUAUUUUUAAUAACUGACUGUUUGGUAAGUCUGGCUUUUUUUUUGAUAAUUACUUGCUGUACAGUAAAGAUGACAGCUAGUCUCCUGUUACAUAUUAAAUGAUUUCUGCUUGUCCUGCAAGACCUCUGGAUCGUUUAAUACUGUUGACCAUAAUAUAUUUUAUUUUUUAUUACAACAUUUAGUGCAUGAUGUAGAUAUUAAAGGUACUGUACUGCGGUGGUUUGAAUCGUCUGUCUAAUAUGCUCCCAUUUGGUCAUGUAAGUGGAGUCUUCUUCUCACACUAAGGUUAAUUAUGGAGUUCCACAUGGUUCCAUGCUAGAACCACUUCUGUUUACAUUAUACACAUAUGCUUACUCUGAAUGGCAUUACCUUGUCCUCCAGUAACACUGUGAGGAAUCUGUAAGUCAUUUUUGACUAGGAUAGAUCCUUAAAUGUGCACAUUAAACAAAUAUAUAGGACAGCUUUCUUUCAAUAUCCUGUUUCAUAGGGUUCAGGCUUCUUUUCUGUGGAACCAGCUCAGUUUUGGAGCCCUCUCCACUUUUAAAAUUAAGCUUAAAACUUUCCUUUUUUAAAAAAGCACAUAGUUGGGGCUGAAUCAGGUGAAUCUGAAUCCUUCCUUAGUUAUAUUCCAAUAUUCCUAGGCGUCUGCGGGCUUCCCAUGAUGCAUUUUUUUCCUUUGUUUCUUCUUCACUCACCUUAUUAUUCUGUUUAUGCACCAAUCUGCAUUUAAUCCUUAGUUAUUAUUAAUCUCUGUCUGUCUUUUACAGCAUGUCCUCAUUUUGUUUUCCUCCCCUCACCCCAACUGGUUGUGAGCAUGUUUCUGACAGUAUUUUCUUCCUGUUAUUAAAGGGGAAUUUUUCCUCCCCAUUAUCACCAAACCACUUGCUCAACGAGGGUCCUACGAUUGUUGGGGUGUUCUGUGUUUGUUUGUUUGUUUUUAAUUAUUGUAGGGUGUUUCGUUUACAGUAGAAUGUGCCAUGAGGAGCUAUAUAAAUAAAAUCGAACUGUUGUCCAGCAGGGGCAUUCCAUCUGAAAUCAUUAUAGGCCUUCUGCUCAACCAUCAUGCUUGGUUGAAACUUGGUCAUGAAAAAAGACAAUGGUAAAAAGCACAGCAACAGAAUGGCAAAAAACAAAAGAAUCAAGGUACAGACCUCAACCCAGUUGAAAUAAUGUGGCACUCUUAAGAGAGUGGUGUAUAUAAAUGAACACCUGAAAACCUCAAUGAACUGAAGCAACAUUGUAAAGGAGGGUAGGCCAAAUUUCUCCACAAUGAUGUAAGAGGCUAAUAUUCAGAAACAAAACAAUUACUUUCAGUCAUUGCUGCUGCAUGUGGUUCUACAACCUAUGGGACCGUGGGGUGUACUUAGCUUUUUAUACAAUGUUCCACAAUGUGGAAAAUAAAUAAUAGUGACACUGUAUAUGUCAUAUUUUGCUAGUUAAUCAGUGGCUGUAUUUACCUAAUUUUAAUGCCUGGUAUGUACCUGCUAAUUAUUUAUUUCUUAGAAUUAAAAGAGGGUGUACUUUCUUUUUCA